Molecule: messenger RNA, 2005 nt
Organism: Emericellopsis atlantica
Lineage: Eukaryota; Fungi; Ascomycota; Sordariomycetes; Hypocreales; Bionectriaceae
Product: major facilitator superfamily domain-containing protein
Exons: 4
Coding region: 139-1722 (527 amino acids)
Biological process (GO): transmembrane transport
Molecular function (GO): transmembrane transporter activity
Source: RefSeq, a predicted model, not a curated record
GUCGGUGCUGCGAUGCCGGGUCCUUGGAAAAAAUAAAGAAGGGCGCUUCCCCGGGUCGGAACCAUUGAGGACGCCUAGGCAUUCUCCUCUGUCUCCCACACCUUCCUUCUUCUCCCCAACUAGCCGCGCUACCCUAGAAUGGCCCAGGAUCCAGUGUUCGUGCCGGCUGAUGCCGAGGCGAACAAAGAGACGCACGUCGAGGCAGGCCACAAGAACACUGCUGUGGCUGAGGUCGAUUCAUCCCAGUCGGACACGUCCAGCCAGCGCGCGACGCAACCUGUCCCCCUGUCGUGGAAACUCGCGUCUGUGGUGCUCGUGACCUGCAUCGGCUUCGGCUCAAAAUGGAGCUCCGGUGUCACUGGUGCCAUGAAAAGCACCAUGAAGAAGGAGUUGAACAUCAACAACACCCAGUUCUCGAUCCUCGAGGCGAGUGAGGACUUUAUGGUCACGGCGCUGAUGAUGCUGAGCGGCGUCGUCACCGAUAGGAUUGGCGGAGCAGGGGCCAUGUUGUAUGGCAACGCCAUCUACUCAGUCGGCUCCAUCCUCGUCGCUGCUGCUGCCCAGACACGCAGCUACAAAUUCAUGAUUGGUGGGCGCGUCAUCAGCGCUUUGGGCGAUAUUGCCACGCAGGUUGCCCAGUACAAGGUCUUCUCGUCUUGGUUUGCCCCCAACAACGGCUUUGCCUCCACGCUGGGGUUCGAGCUCGGCAUCGGGAAGAUUGGCGCGUUUGCCGGCAAGGCGUCCGCCAACAUUAUUGCCGAGAGAACAGGUGACUUCGCCUGGGUCUUCUGGGUCGCCGUGUUCAUGAAUAUCUUCACCAACGUCAUGACGGGUGUGUUCUACUGGUUCACCAGGCUUGCCAACCGCAAGUACCACGGUAUAGAUGACCCUGCAACGGGCGAGAAGCUCCAGGAGAAGAGCAAGAAGCUUCACUUCAAGAAGGUCUUGCAACUUCCCUGGUCAUUCUGGACCGUCAUGGCCUUUUCUCUGUUCCAGACCAGCACGGCCGUCGUCUUUCUGCAGAACGCAACCGAGCUUGCCGAGCAAAGAUUCAAAACCAGCUCCAUCACCGCAGGAUGGUACAGCGCCGUCCUCCAGUAUGCUGGCUUCUUUGUGGUUCCUCUGUUGGGCGUGUUCCUUGACCUUUUCGGGCAACGCAUCUCAGCCUUGUUCUUCUGCGGCGUCGGCGUUUUCGCGUCCAUGCUUUUGGUCUGUUUCAGCGACAACGUGAAGGGCACAGCCGCCUCCUUUGGCAUCUUUGCCUUCUCGUACUGCUUUGGACCUACGACCAUCAUCGACAGCACCCGCACUUCCAUGUGGGACAGCACGGUAUUCGGUUCGGCCUAUGCCGUCAAGAUUACCAUGAACAACGCCAUGAACAUCAUCGUUCGCGUGGUCACAGGUAGAAUCCAGGAUGCCGACAACAACUCGUAUGACAAGGUGACCAUUGUCUAUGUCAUUCUCGCGGGAUGCUCUGUGGUCGUCUCGCUGGGUCUCACCCUGAUCUCUUGGAAGUCAAUUGACUUGCGACAUUUGCAAUGGAGUCGCUCGAAGCGCAUUGCCCGUGGCGCGGAGCUCAAUGAGCGCAGGGAGCUCUUCUUCGGGGUCAACAAGGCCAAGAACAUGAGGACAUCGCUGAUCUGCUUCGGUGUCCUGAUCGCGCUGGUUCUUGGUAGUUGGUGCGCUUACUUUUGGGGUGUCGCGACAGGCAACAACGGCUAGAUGUUUUUCUGAGAUAGAUGAAUCGAGCCUAUAAUAUGGUAUGCAAUUUUAAAGCACAACUUUCCGCCAGUAUAGAGGCACAUGGAAGUAUCCUCGCACCCGUCGUCUGAACAUGGAAGUACAGUUGCACGUGGGCAUGGACACCAGGCGCUGCGUUCCUUCCCAAAUCGGAUCUUGAGAAGAUGUAAGCCACCGCUACUGCCCAACAACGUGGAAGAGCUUGAAGAACAAAGGGAUCUGCUGACUUUGGUCAGCCUCCCCGAUGCCACGAGUCCGUUGCAGC